Messenger RNA from Drosophila willistoni, 1849 nucleotides. RefSeq names its product telomerase Cajal body protein 1 homolog (gene WDR79). Gene Ontology annotation, biological process: Cajal body organization. Gene Ontology annotation, cellular component: Cajal body. Gene Ontology annotation, molecular function: protein binding; RNA binding. Lineage: Eukaryota; Metazoa; Arthropoda; Insecta; Diptera; Drosophilidae. The record is from RefSeq and is a predicted model, not a curated record. Bases 60 to 1709 code for a protein of 549 amino acids. The transcript is spliced from 4 exons.
CCAGCUCUAAUACGCUCGUACCGUGGUGAAUUUAUUUUGUUAUGCCGGGUGUCGUUUAAAUGGAAGAAUCAACGGCAACCAAUCACAGUAUAAGCAUGGAUGAAGAUCCAUCGGCUUCAUCACUGCUCAAUCAGAAUUUAAGCAUCAACAGCAGCAUGGAUAUGUCCAUUUCCAUGUUUCAAGCGCCGGCAAAGGAAACUACUGGCUCUGAACAAGAAUCCCUGGCACUAUCAAGUCUCAGUUUCAGUCUGACAGAUGCAGAGCGUCUUAAACUAAAAAACUAUCCAAACUCGGCACUAAAUCGUCCGUCUUCUCGCAGUGUUCUAAAAGAAAUGUCGCUGAAUGAGCUUGAAAAGAGCAGCAGCAGCCGCCAAGAGAACGAUACCACCAUGGAGGACGAGUCAACUAUGGAAGAGAGCUCGCAAGUUAUCAGCAUCGAUGACACCAUAGAUGUGGCACCAAACAAUACCACUGAGAAGGAAUAUGAGAAUAAUGCGACUCUAGAGCCUGAAAUCGAUCCGGAUGAACAGAUGUUGCCAUUGGUAUUGGAAUAUUUUAGGAACGAUAUUAUCGAAUUGGGUCGGCGAUGCUGGACCUCAUCCGCAUACGAACAGCACUAUACCAAAGGAUGCUUUUGGUCACCCGAUGGCACUUGUCUGCUGGUGCCCAUCCAUCGGGAUGGCAUGCAUGUAAUGGAAUUGCCCACAGAUCUAUAUGGAGCAGCAAGUGUAACGUCUAAGCGUAAUCUAAGUAAAAUGCAUUCGGCUGUCCACAUACCAGAGGGGGGAACAGUUUAUGAUUGCGUUUGGUAUCCUCAAAUGAAUAGUCAACAACCAGAAACAUGCUGUUGGCUAGCGACACGUCAGCAUGAGCCCAUUAAUAUGUGGGACGCCUUCGAUGGCAGUCUACGCUGCAGCUACAUGGGCUACGAUGAGGUGGACGAGGUGGUCGCAGCUAUUUCUUUGGCCUUCUCCCAGGAUGCAGAGAAAAUUUAUGCAGGCUAUAAGCGAUCCAUUAAAAUCUUUGAUACCAACAGACCUGGUCGCACUUACGAUAAUUAUCCAGUGAAGUUUUCCAUAUCCUCCAUUGCCCAGACCACCGAGCAUCGAAAUACUCUAACCUGUGGCAAUUGGCAUGGUUAUAUACAGCAUUUUGAUCUACGCUGCGGACCGAAGCAGGGUCCUCUCUUCACUUUGGGUGGCCACAAGGCUGGUGUUACUCAACUAAAGUAUGCUCCCGGCAGUUCUGGUGAUUGGUAUUUGUUCAGCGGUGCCCGCAAGUGUCCCAAAUUGCUACACUGGGAUAUGAGGAACUAUAAUAAACCCUUGAGGGAAUUUAAACGUCAAGUUGAUACAAAUCAACGCAUUCAAUUUGAUUUGAAUGAGCAACACUCAUGGUUGGCUAGUGGAGAUACACGUGGAGUUCUUAAUCUCUGGCAUCUAUCGGAUGAGAAGAGUGAGAAGCGAUCCAUGUCCUUGCCUUUGCAUGACGAUUGCCUCAAUGGCAUUGGUUUUCAUCCCCAUUUACCCAUUCUGGCAACAAGUUCAGGCCAAUAUCAUUUCCUUGACACUGAAAGUCGUGAUAAUGAAACCCUCUUAAAUGCAACGGCUAAUGGCAACGAGUUGAAAGAAGAGCAUAAUCCAACCCCUCAGGUUGUGGAUUAUGAGAAUGCUGUACUAUUGCUAUGGUGCGGGCCAUCUCAGGAAUAACAAGUUCAAGGCUCUUACAUUAUUGUUUUUGUUUGAAUAUUUUAAAACUAGUUGAUAAGUGUACAAAAACCAUUAAUUAGUUGUUUAACCAACUUUUUAUAACAAAUACCUCCUAGAAUUAAUGAAUACUUUCCAUUGAA